Pararge aegeria (speckled wood butterfly) is the source of this 1808-nucleotide messenger RNA. RefSeq names its product allantoicase-like. Gene Ontology annotation, molecular function: allantoicase activity. The coding region runs from base 61 to 1179 and encodes 372 amino acids. The record is from RefSeq and is a predicted model, not a curated record. Gene Ontology annotation, biological process: allantoin catabolic process. The transcript has 8 exons. NCBI's taxonomy places the organism in Eukaryota, Metazoa, Arthropoda, Insecta, Lepidoptera, Nymphalidae.
UGUACGGUUGACUUUGAUAGUUUUGCUUUGAUCGUAACAGUUUAUAUUUCGUUCAGAAAUAUGAUCGAGAAAAUUUGCAUACCGGCUUUCGCGGAGCUAAGCGAGUUCGCUAGUACAAGUGCUGGUGGUAAGGUGAUAUUCGCUAGUGACGACUUCUUCGCAACAUGUGAGAACAUGAUAGCAGACUCAGAUCCGAUCUUCAUUGCUGAUAAGUACACGGAGUUCGGAAAGUGGAUGGAUGGAUGGGAAACGCGCCGGAAGCGGAUGGCUGGCCAUGAUUGGUGCAUCCUGAAGUUAGCUACGAAAUGCGUUGUCAGAGGUUUACUAGUAGACACCGCUUUCUUUACUGGGAACUACGCACCCAAGUACUCAAUCCAAGCAGCCUGUUUGACUCCUGAAGAGGAGGCGUUAUUACCGGAAAGAGACACACAAAUGGGGUCGGCGUGCACCGAAUGUGACUUGGAGCGGGUGAAACAGCUUAGCUCUGACAAAUGGGAGGAAAUUGUCCCUAUAACGGCGCUCCGGCCGGGCUAUGAGGAUACCAGGAUGAACUACCAGAAGGUUGUAUCCGAUGAAGCGUUCACACAUGUUAGAGUGAACAUUUAUCCCGACGGUGGUAUAGCAAGACUACGAGUGUUCGGUGAAGCGAAACCAGAAGCACCGCCCAGUGAUCAGUUGGUGGAUUUGGCGUCUUUACUGACUGGGGCUACUUGUUUAGGAUAUUCCAAUGCACACUACGGCCAUCCAAAAAAUGUGAUAAAGCCAAGAAGAGGAGAAACCAUGGCUGAUGGAUGGGAGACAGCAAGGCAACUGAACAGGCCAGAAAUUCUUGAAUCCAGUGAUGAUGGUACAUUAAAAACUACAGGAGAAGAAUGGGCAGUUUUCAAAUUGGGUUUCAAUGGAAGAAUCCAGAAGAUUUGUGUAGAUACGGAACACUUUAAAGGCAACUACCCAGACUCUAUAAAAGUAGAAGGAGCUCUUUUAGUCAACGCUGAAUGGGCGCAUUCAAAGCCGGUUGUCUGGUACAACAUAUUAAAAGCAAGCAAGCUAUCAGCCCACAAAGAACAUUGGUUUACUUGCAAUUCGGACGUCAUCUCGCAUAUCAAAGUAACCAUAGCACCUGAUGGUGGCUUCAGCAGGAUUCGGGCGUUUGGCCACGUUGAACAAACUAUAAUUUGAAACAUAAUCAAUGAAAUUGCUCUUUAUUAUUUUAUUUUAGAUCAAGUGCUUCUCAGAAUCGGUUGUGGUCUUGUCAGUUUUGAUUUUAGAACAGUUUUCUCGCUAAUAAUAUGUUUUUACUUGAUCGGUUACAUUUUUUAACUGGAUUCACAAAUAUUGAUAUUCAAGUUUGUUUCUUCAAACCGCACUAUUGCCAGAGCACUUACUUUUGCCUCAAAUAUAUAUUUAUGGGAGUGGCUAUUUACCUAACAUAAUUAUAGCAAUGAUAAAAUUUUGUAGCUGGAUUCUGUUCAGGUCGUUAUUGAUUGUACAAUAAACUUUUCCUAAAGUGACAGUUCUGAAUGUAGUGACGUCAAAAAGUAAAAUUAGACUAAGACAAUAUUGCUGUGCCAAUUAUACCUAUGAUUCUUUCGCCAUACAAAAUAAAUUGUUUUGUUUCAAUUCAUUGUAUUAAAUAUGAGGAGCUAUGGUGAAUUAGAGCUACUAUUUAUAAUUAUCGUACGUGUUGAAAUAGUACAUUAUUUAUAGUGUUAAUAAGAUAUUUUUGUAUUUAUUAUUAAGAUUUUGAAAAGUAUUAUUAUUUUAAGUUGCAAUGUAAAAUACUAACGUGAAGUUGUUUAUACUUUUUA